Quercus robur (English oak) is the source of this 2233-nucleotide messenger RNA. Its product is annotated as protein NUCLEAR FUSION DEFECTIVE 4-like. Lineage: Eukaryota; Viridiplantae; Streptophyta; Magnoliopsida; Fagales; Fagaceae. The record is from RefSeq and is a predicted model, not a curated record. The coding region runs from base 108 to 1829 and encodes 573 amino acids. The transcript is spliced from 3 exons. Gene Ontology annotation, cellular component: membrane.
UUGGCUAUCCAACUAUUGCUGUUGAGCUUAGCAUAAACAUUUUUUUUUUUUUUUUUUUUUUUUUGAGAAAGAGCUUAGCAUAAACUAGUAAUUAAGAUUCACAUAUCAUGGCGGGGCAGUCACGUAAAUGGAUGAUAUUGGUGGCAACAAUAUGGAUUCAGGCAUUUACAGGCACAAACUUUGAUUUCUCUGCCUAUUCUUCGUCUUUGAAAUCGGUUCUUGGGAUUUCCCAGGUGCAGUUGACUUACUUGGCCGUGGCCUCUGAUCUUGGAAAAGUGUUUGGUUGGUCUUCUGGGCUGACCUUGAUGUAUUUUCCACUCUGGGUGGUGCUGUUCAUGGCUGCUUUCAUGGGGUGUCUUGGCUAUGGCAUUCAGUGGCUCCUCAUCAGAAACGUCCUCACCUUGCCUUAUUUCCUGGUCUUUCUUCUCUGUUUGUUGGCUGGGUGUAGCAUCUGCUGGUUCAACACUGUCUGUUUUGUUCUUUGCAAUCAAAACUUUCCAGCUAAUCGUCCCCUUGCCAUCUCUCUGACAGUAAGCUACAAUGGUGUAAGUGCAGCCUUAUACGCUCUUGCUGCCAAUGCAAUUGAUCCUUCAUCUGAUGCAUUAUAUCUUCUUUUGAAUGCCCUCAUUCCUCUGCUCACUUCUGUUGUAUCACUAAUACCAAUUCUUCGCCAACCAUCUCUAGACCCUCUUCCACCUGAUGCAGUUCGCCGUGACUCCCUUAUAUUUCUCUUUUUGAAUUUCUUAGCAGUUGUUACCGGUAUUUACCUUCUUAUCUUUGGUUCUACCACAACUGAUUUAACAACAGCUCGUAUCCUCCUUAGUGUAGCCAUUUUCUUACUAAUCUUCCCUCUAUGUAUCCCUGGCGUUGUCUAUGCUAAAAAUUGGUUCCGUACCAUUCAUUCUAGCUUUCACUUUGACGGCUCUGGCUUCAUUCUUGUUGAGGCAGAUGAUCUUGAGCUUCAUAAGGAGCUCCUUUCACGUCAUGCUAGUAGUAUUGGCUCUAUUGGAAAUGGAUCACUCUCUCAUCUCUUAAGUGAUAAUGGAUCUGUGAUUGCAAUCACCAGACAGAAAACUGGAGAGAUUGAAGGAUGUUUUCAGAGAAUGCUUGUUAGGGAUCAGUUGGCAAUGCUUGGGCAAGAGCACCCAGCUGGAGUGCUUGUACGUAGGAUCGAUUUUUGGCUAUACUAUUUGGCUUAUUUCUGUGGAGGCACAAUUGGCCUUGUGUAUAGUAACAAUCUAGGACAGAUAGCACAGUCAUUGGGACAAAGUUCAAAAACUACCACCCUCCUUACUCUCUAUUCAUCAUUCUCCUUCUUUGGCCGAUUGCUUUCUGCAGUACCAGACUACAUUCGCGCAAAGUUCUAUUUUGCUAGGACUGGAUGGCUGACCAUUGCACUUUUGCCAACCCCAAUUGCAUUCUUCUUGCUAGCAAGUUCAGACAGUGCGGUCGUACUGCAUGUUGGCACUGCACUGGUUGGGUUGAGCUCUGGGUUCAUAUUUGCUGCUGCUGUAUCAAUUACAUCCGAGCUGUUUGGACCUAACAGCGUAGGCGUCAACCACAACAUGCUCAUCACCAAUAUCCCAAUUGGGUCACUUGUAUAUGGAUGUCUUGCUGCAUUAGUCUAUGAUGCCAACAUAAGCCCUGGCUUAGGAAACAUACUAAUGUCUGAUUCGGCAGUGUGCAUGGGGAGGCAGUGCUAUUUCUUAACAUUUUUGUUAUGGGGUUGCAUAUCAGUUCUGGGACUAGUUUGUAGUAUGCUGUUAUUUUUUAGAACCAGACAUGCUUAUGACCUUUUUGAACAGAACCGUAUAUCACAACUCUAUUAGUGGGUUGUGGUUAGGUUCAAAUAGAGAGUUGGAGAGGCACUAACUUGUACAGAUAUGUCAAUUGUGUACUAUUGUUUAGGCCCUUCCACAAAUGAAGAAGGUUUCCUUGUUUUUACUAAAUUUUGGAGAGAGAGAGAGAGAGAGAGAGAGAGAUGUUCUGAGCAAAUAUUUUGACAAUGAUAUAGUGGUUUCUGUGGUGACAAUGUUAGGAUGGCUCUUGUAAACAUGGAAGAUAUAUCGCUAGUGAAAUUAUUCAAUAUUUGAAUGUAAUACUUUCUUCUCUUGAUAGGGCCUCGUUUGAGACCCUUACUACUUAAUACAUGAUAGUGAAGAAAAGAGAUAAAUUAUGUAGUUGGACAAUGUUAUAUUGAAUUUGAUCAAUCGUAGGAUUGAUUUGUUUUGAA